AUGGUGGCGGCGUGGACGCCCACCCCCGCCGCCGCCUCCCACGGCCCUGCGGCGGGGCGGCGGCAGGUGGUCGGUGAGUCGGCCCUCCGGCCCGCGGCCCGCGGUCGUCGCGGCGGCUUCCCCGCCCAACCCGCAUCGUCCGCCAGGGGGCAGCAGAGGCUGCAGCCUGCGCGAGCCCGCCCCCCGCGCCCCGCCCCGGACGCGCGGCCCGACAGCCCGCCCCGGGGCCUCGCCGAUGCGCCCCCGGGCCGUCAGCGGAGGAGCCCGCCCCCCGCGGCCGCUUGCUGGCUUCGGGGCUGCGCCCCGUGUCCUUUCCAGAAAAACCGAGCCAGGGCCUGUGUGGCGGGUCCCAGGGCAGGCCACGCCUGCUCGGAACGGGCGCCCCUCCUCCUCCUGGCGGGUCACCGCUCCUUCUCCCCCGCCCCGGGGCCGGGCCGGGCCGUGAUAACUGGGAGGAGAGCUGCUCAGAGCACGUCUCCCCCAACGGAGCGGCAGAUAAAGGCGCCUGAGGGCUGUCUCACCCUGAGCGCUCAGAGGGCAGGGGGAGACAGAAAGGCGGCCCAGUGA
This is a messenger RNA of Rangifer tarandus platyrhynchus (Svalbard reindeer), 567 nucleotides long. The record is from the annotation of a GenBank genome assembly. NCBI's taxonomy places the organism in Eukaryota, Metazoa, Chordata, Mammalia, Artiodactyla, Cervidae.